Messenger RNA from Poecile atricapillus (Black-capped chickadee), 3287 nucleotides. It is a transcript of the gene RSBN1, whose product is annotated as round spermatid basic protein 1. The transcript is spliced from 7 exons. Gene Ontology annotation, cellular component: nucleus. Bases 35 to 2074 code for a protein of 679 amino acids. NCBI's taxonomy places the organism in Eukaryota, Metazoa, Chordata, Aves, Passeriformes, Paridae. The record is from RefSeq and is a predicted model, not a curated record.
GGGCCAUUUAAAUGUGUGUGAGGGAGCCCCUGAAAUGGCCGCGCAGGUCGCCGCGGUGCCGCGGGCCCCGGAGGAGCCGCCGCCGCCCUCAGCGGACCGGCCCGCCCGGCCCCGCGGGCCUCGCCGCCGGCGGGCGGCAGCCGGCGAACCGCCGGCCGCCAAGCGGGCCCGGCCGAGCCAGCCGAUGCUGGCGGGGCCCGGCCCGGCUGAGCCGCUGCCCCCGCCCGCCCUCCCCGCCGCCGCGGGGCUGUUCACGUUCUCCCCGCUCAGCCUCCCGCCGCCCGGGGAGCGCCGACACCACCACCGGCACCACGCCGAGCCCACUGGCCACAAGGCGAGGCGCGGCAGCCCCGCGGACGGCGCGGCGGGGCGGCCCAGCCAGCGAGAAACUCCAGAUGAAAAUGGCAAAACCCAGCGAGCUGACAGUCUUAUUAUGAAGAAAAUAAAGAAAAAAAAGAAAAAGAAACACCGGGAAGAUGUGAGGGGAAAACGUCUGAAGAUGUACAACAAAGAGGUGCAGACUGUGUGUGCUGGACUCACUCGCAUUGACAAGGAGACUCUGUCUCAAGGACAGUGUGACAACCUGGAAAUGAACAAGGAAUCCUUCAGGUACCUGAAGGAUGAGCAGCUGUGCAGGCUGAAUUUGGGCAUGCAGGAAUACCGGAUACCCCAGGGAGUACAAACCCCCUUUGUGACACACCAGGAGCACUCUGUCCGCAGCAGCUUCCUGAAGACUGGCACUAAAUUCAGUAACUUCAUUCACGAGGAGCAUCAGUCCAAUGGAGGUGCCCUGGUCCUGCAUGCUUACAUGGAUGAACUCUCAUUUUUGUCUCCAGUGGAGAUGGAGAGAUUUGCAGAAGAGUUUCUUGCAUUGUCAUUCAGUGAAAAUGAUAAAAAUGCAGCUUACUAUGCUUUAGCCAUAGUGCACGGAGCAGCUGCCUAUUUACCAGACUUCCUGGAUUACUUUGCUUUUAACUUUCCAAAUACUCCAGUGAAAAUGGAAAUUUUGGGCAAGAAGGACAUUGAAACAACAACAAUUUCAAAUUUUCACUCUCAGGUCAAUCGGACGUACUGCUGUGGCACCUACAGAGCAGGACCCAUGCGCCAGAUCAGCCUGGUGGGAGCAGUGGAUGAAGAAGUUGGGGACUACUUCCCAGAAUUCCUAGAUAUGUUGGAAGAAUCUCCAUUUCUUAGAAUGACUUUGCCCUGGGGGACUCUUUCCAGUCUCAGACUUCAGUGCAGGUCCCAGAGUGAUGAUGGACCCAUCAUGUGGGUGAGGCCGGGAGAGCAGAUGAUCCCCACAGCUGAUAUGCCAAAAUCACCCUUCAAACGGCGCCGGUCCAUGAACGAGAUCAAGAACCUGCAGUACCUACCUCGGACCAGCGAGCCCCGUGAGGUCCUGUUUGAGGACAGGACCAGAGCUCACGCUGACCACGUGGGGCAGGGCUUUGACUGGCAGAGCACAGCUGCUGUCGGGGUGCUCAAAGCUGUGCAGUUUGGGGAAUGGAGUGACCAGCCUCGUAUAACCAAAGAUGUGGUUUGUUUUCAUGCUGAAGACUUCACUGAUGUUGUGCAGAGACUUCAGCUGGACCUGCAUGAACCUCCAGUGUCACAGUGUGUUCAAUGGGUGGACGAAGCCAAACUAAACCAAAUGAGACGGGAAGGCAUUCGCUAUGCUAGGAUUCAGUUGUGUGACAAUGACAUCUACUUCAUCCCUAGAAAUGUCAUUCAUCAGUUCAAAACAGUGUCAGCAGUCUGCAGCUUAGCCUGGCACAUCAGACUCAAACAGUACCACCCCAUGGGGGAGACUUCUCCAAAAGCAGAAAGCAAUUCAAGCCUGAGCAGUGAUGUUCCUGGAAACACAGAGGCAGAAGGUGAACCCCAAGGUGUGAGUGUAAAGAUAGAGUCUGAAGAACCAGGUACAGAAAUUCAGCUUACCCCAGGGGUGCUCUCCUCUGUUUCUUCAAUAUCAGGACUUGUGCAACCAGAUCAGGUGGCCCAGCCCCUUACAGGUUUUAAAACAGAGUCUGAUCAGCAACACAAUCCACAGGAUCAUGCAGGCUCUUCUGUGUGAUAUGUAUAUAUUCAAACAUUUUUUAAACAACUUUUUAAAAUUUUGAUGUGAAGUUAUAGUUUUAUAACUGGCUUAUGUUUUAUUGGAGAAAUCUUGCCUAUAAUUCUAUAAAGAAAGGUGACAUUCCAAAAUGUCAAGCAUAUCUUUUUUACACAGAUUAUGCAAAAUUCAAGUUGUAUUUUAACCCCUUAGUACAACCUGUAACAGUGGUCUACCACUUCUUUCUGUUUAAGUGAAGAGAUGUUGAAUAUCUUCUCAAAGUCAGAUUGAAAUUCCUCCAGGAACAUGAAAUGAUUGAACUCACCAUUGGUCACUGUUAUUUCCCUACUUUUACUUUAUCUCUAAUCUUCACCAGAAAGUGAUGCUUUUGUAGAAGACUUGCAAAGUGACUUCCCCAUCUCAUUUUAAUUGCUUAAAAAAGUAAAAAAAAAAAAAAAAAAAAAAAAAAGAAAAAGAAAAAAAAUAGAGAAAGCACAGCACUUUUGAUGAUUUGUGGAAUUUUUGGUAUGUCUGUUCUUGACAUGUUGGUUUAUAUACAAGCUAUAGAAAUUGAUGUUUCUUACAGUUCCUACAAGGGUGACCUGUAAAAAGAACUGAAGCAAGUGUCUGAUUCCUGUUGAAAUGCAAUGACUUACUGACCUAACACUUCUCACAGCACUGCUUAUGUUGUUUGGUGUGAGGGUUUUUGCUUCCAAAAUACAUCUUCCCUGAACGUGAUAAAUGCUAGUGUCAAAAUUAGAGAACCUCUCGGUAGUCUUGUGGAGGAAACUGCUAUCUUUGAGCACUUUAAGGCUUUAAAAUACUUAACCAACUUGGCAGCUUGUUUGAUCGGGUCGUAACGUGUCCAAUGGAUCCACACUUUCCCUUGUACUGAUGCACUUAAUAUAAUAAUCAUUGAGCUGAUACCUGACUUCCUAGAAUAAGGACAGCCUUACUGUGUAAGUUCUGUAUUAGUAUUUCACAAUAAAAAGUAUUUUGGCGUUGGACUGCUUUUUCCACGUGUAGCUCCUGGGUACCCAGUUACUGUGGAAAAAUCAGCAGCACAUGCUCAAUGUGUAGAGUGUCAGCUAUUAACAGUUUUUAAACGAUCUUUCAAUGUUUCUGGAUGUAAAUGUGUAAUCUGUAUUUGACUUUCACUCACCCCAUUUAUUACUGCCCUUUCCAGUCAUCAAAAGGAAAAGUCCCUUUUCCCUCUCCCUCCCCCCUCCCCACA